AUGAUGUUUAAUGUGUUCAAGGCCAUGAGCUACCCACAGGAGUCACUAGGAGAGUGUAUGAGGUUGGAUGCAGUGGAAAUUGUGGUGCAAGAAACCUUUGAGGAAGCACUUGAAGAAGUGACAGAAGAUGAUCCCACAUUAAAUGUUGAGGUUGCUGAUAUCAAAUCAACUGAAGUGCCCAUCCCAAGCUCACCAAAGGGAAGGAAAAAGGAGAAAGAAGCACCCAAACUUGAACUGAAGGCAUUGCCUCUUACUCUUAAGUAUGCAUACUUGGGAAGUGAUGAAAUGUUAGGACAGAGGAAAGGUAACUUAGUGCAUGUUAUAUACUAUGCUAGCAAAGUCCUAAAUGAAUCCCAAAGGAACUACGCAACUAAUGAGAAGAAAUUACUGGAAAUAGUGUUUGCAUUUGAUAAGUUUAGAUCAUAUCUCAUUGGAUCUAAAAUAAUUGUUUUCACUGAUUAUGCAACAUUGAAAUAUCUACUUGCCAAGCAAAAAUCAAAACUAAGGCUGAUAAGAUGGAUUUUGUUGCUGCAUGAGUUUAACAUUGAGAUUAAAGACAAGAAAGGAGUAGAAAACAAGGUGGCAGAUCACUUGUCAAGGAUUCCCUGUGAAGAAGGAAGUACACAAAGCUUGAAUAUAAAUGAAUGUUUCCCUGAUGAGCAACUAAUGUUGGUUCAUAAAGUACCAUGGUUUGCAGACAUUGCAAAUUUUAAGGCUACUGGGGAGGUGCCUCUAGAAUUCAACAAACAUCAGAGGAGGAAGCUUAUUAAUGAUGCCAAGUAUUUUAUCUGGGAUGAACCAUACCUUUUCAAGAAAUGUUCAGAUGGAAUACUUAGAAGAUGCAUUUCAGAGAAAGAAGGAAGGGAACUUUUAUGGAAUUGUCAUGGUUCUUGCUAUGGAGGACACUUUGGAAGAGAAAGGACUGUAGCCAACGUACUACAAUGUGGAUUUUUUUGGCCCACUAUCUUCAAAGAUGCAAAAGAAAUGGUACAACACUACAAUGAAUGCCAAAGAGCAGGGAACCUACCCAAAAGAAAUGAAAUGCCACAACAAUUCAUCUUAGAACUUGAGUUAUUUGAUGUAUGGGAUUGA
Messenger RNA from Arachis ipaensis, 1092 nucleotides. The record is from RefSeq and is a predicted model, not a curated record. Lineage: Eukaryota; Viridiplantae; Streptophyta; Magnoliopsida; Fabales; Fabaceae.